This is a messenger RNA of Frankliniella occidentalis (western flower thrips), 3730 nucleotides long. RefSeq names its product calpain-5. Lineage: Eukaryota; Metazoa; Arthropoda; Insecta; Thysanoptera; Thripidae. Gene Ontology annotation, cellular component: cytoplasm. Gene Ontology annotation, molecular function: calcium-dependent cysteine-type endopeptidase activity. Gene Ontology annotation, biological process: proteolysis. The coding region runs from base 151 to 2190 and encodes 679 amino acids. The record is from RefSeq and is a predicted model, not a curated record. The transcript is spliced from 14 exons.
CUGCUAGCCAUUUUGAGUGCCUAAUCGGGCCAAACAAACUGAAACUAGUUUGAGCUUGAAGAUUUGAGGGCACAGGAGCAGUAGUGAAAUUUAAGAAUGAUGUAGAUUUUUCGUUCGUAAUCGAGAGACAGUAUAUCAAGGUUAAAGCGUAUGUCAGCAUCUCGGUGCUUUCCUUGCAGGAUGCCUUGGUGCAACAUGAACGUCGGCCUACGAGAUGUACACUUUAAGAAUCAGGAUAUACCUCAGCUUAGAUCUGAGCUGCUAUUAAGUGGAGAGCUGUUUGAAGAUCCUUGUUUUCCUGCAGACCAAUCUUCAUUGGGCGAUGUUGUGGUUGAAAAUGUUGUGUGGAAAAGACCAAAAGAUCUUUGUACCACUCCUCAACUUUUUUCAUCUGCACCAACUCAGUCCGGGGUGAAAUCUGGGAGCAUGAGUAGUCCAUGGGUUGUGUCAGCUAUAUCUGUUCUUGGUGGGAUGCGUGAGCUGUUUUACAUGGUAAUGCCAGACUCACACAUGCAAGAAUGGAGAGACGAUCCGUCCUAUGAAUAUCUUGGGCUAUUUUACUUUUGUUUUUGGCACUUUGGAACAUGGACCUUUGUCACCAUUGACGAUAGACUUCCAACAAUUGAUGGUGAAUUGAUAUUUACCCAAUCCACUGACAAAGGGGAAUUUUGGAUUCCUCUCCUAGAAAAGGCCUAUGCUAAAUUACAUGGUUCCUACCAGAAGCUAGAAUAUGGUCAUGUAACAGAUGCACUUGUUGAUUUUACUGGAGGAGUUGCUGAAACCUAUGACUUAAAUAUUAAUGAAGACGAUGUAAAUGCACAGCUGAAUCAUUUAAUGGAAACAUUAUCCCAUGAGCUAAGCAGUCAUUCCAUUAUCUGCCUGAAAAUCAAUCAACGACAUGUGGAUGAGGAGAGUGAUAGAAAUGAGCUUGGUCUGACUCGGGGUGCAGUGUACCAAGUAAAUGGAGCCAAAUUUAUAUCUUUGGGUGAAUCUAAACUUCAAAGCAUUUUCAGCAACAGAAACCGUAUAGGAAUGGUUCGCCUACGUGGCACACCUCCAGAACAACUAUUGGGUACAGCUAGUCCAGUGAGUCAGAAAAGCUCUGGCUCAUCGUAUGCAUACUCUGCACCUAUGCUAGCUCGCUUACUUUCCCGAAAUCCUAAAUGGGCGCAAGUAAAGGAGUCAGAGCAACAGCGUAUGGGAUUAACUUUUGACCACUUUGGUGAAUUUUGGAUGCCUUUAGAUGACAUGGUUGCAUUCAAUGAAGUUAUGGUUGUACACUUCUACACAAAGAAUGCAUAUGCUCUCCGAAUGCGUUGGAGGGAAGACUCUGUACUAGGACACUGGACUUCUGGAGUAAAGGGUACAUCCAGUGAUCGUGCUGGAGGAUGCCCAGAAUUUCAGGAGACAGUUUUAAGGAAUCCACAGUAUGCCUUUGAUGUACCGAAACACGAAGAGAAUGUUGUCAUCCAGCUUCUUCAAUGGACAGGUGUAGAUAAAACAAAAUUGAUUACUAACGAACAACUCCCCAUUCUCAUUGGAUUUUGCAUAAUAAAGGUUGAGGAAAAUAGAUGCUAUCGCCUUACCCAACAGUGGGAGUUUAACCCUACUGUCGUCACAAUUCAACCCUUAAGGAAACGUCAAUUAUAUUACUGUGGUACAUUGGCAAGAGGACGUUAUAUCAUCAUUCCAUUCACAUACAAGCCGGGAGAACUCGCUGGUUUUAUGCUAAGAACUUUUGCUAAAGCAAACAUUAGUUUGAGAGAAUUGAAACAAAGUGGACCAACACAACACUGGCCAAAAUUUCUUUUCAAGUACCCAUCCUUGACAACUGUGAUUGUUGUUGGAAGCUUAAGUAAUUUGGCAUUUGGCAAAGGCUCACACCUCUGGAUUCAAGUGAAAUGUGAGGGAAAGACUGCAAAAACUUCAAAAUCAGAAGAUUCCAGCCAGCUUAAAUGGAAUUCAGCCUUUGUAUUUUACAGAGCUAAUCCAGACAAAGCAAUAAGUGUUCGGCUGUACUCUCGUAAGUGGCAAUGCUUCCACUCUUUACUUGGUCAGGCUGAACUUCCUGCUGUUGUAAAUCGAUCACUCAGUCCUCUUGAAGUCACCUUAAGAGACAAGGCAGGUGAGCCUACUUCAACAAUUUUAACCCUAAAAGUUCUGACCAUUGACAGUAUUCUGUGUGCCUAAAAGCUAAUCGAAGCUAAAGGCACAUACAUCUCCACCUGGUGAUGAUUUCUUAGACUGGAUGUAGAAAACAUACAAAACUUUUAUGAACAAUUUAUUUGUGUGUGUGUGUGAUGUAAAUUUCUAGUCAGAUGGAGAUCAGUGUUUGACUCAUAGUGUACUUAUUUAAAACUGUGAAUUAGAAAUGCACAAAUGUGUUAUUUUUGUCCUUUCCUGUUGGCUCUUUUAAAUUACUUUUCUCUUCAGCUGGGCUCUUACAUGACAGUAUAAAAUUUAAAACAAUUGAAUAAAGGACAAAAAAUAUAGAUCCAUCAGGAAUUGAACUGAUUUUUGCUGAUUUUCUGUAAAAAGGAAAGAAAGAAAAUAUUGAUAUUUUAUACGAUGUAUUUAUUGGGUGCUGGAAGCCCAUUUAGUGGUAUACAUAAGACAUUGAAAGAUUGUUCAGACAGAAGGAAAGCAAGCAGACUGACAACUUACUUUUCUAAAUUCAACAAAAUUACUGACUGCAACAUCUUUUACUGUUGUGACCUGUGACCCCAUGUCUCGUUUUCCCCUUUGUCUGUUCAUAGAUUGUUUACAAGCCUUCCAAUAACAAUCUUAAAACACUGACAACUGUCAUGCUCUCCAUUAAUGAUUGUUUUUGUUGCGGCGUCUCAGCUUAUAAGCUGUUACUAUAUUGAAUCUCUCUUUAUUUUAUUUUGUGUUUAGUGAGUAUGGAAAUUUUAUCAUGUUAAUUAAACAACUACUGUAUAAAUGUCUACCUUUAUGUGUCUUCAGGAGCUUAUUCAGGCACAAGGCUUAUUAAUUUUGCUCUCCAGGUAUUGCUUUGUGAAUAUAUACAGUUCUUGUGUAAUUCACUUAGAUCUCUGUACAUGUUGACCUUUUACCUCAUUGAAUUUCUCAGGUGUAUUUUUAUUAUUGUAUUUUGAUAUUAUAUUUUCUAGUGUUACUAUUUUGCACAGUACAGCCGGUUGCAUUUACUUCUGUUCUUCCACUUUUUAAUUGUCAGUGUUGAGGUUGCAUUGCUUGCCAGGUUGUGUAAAGAGGAUACUCAUCAUGAUCAUGGAAUGUGUGCUUCCUCAAUGUGUCGGAUACUGACAUUUUGUCCCUCUGUUCUCAUUAUUUUAAUUUUAUGGUUACCAUUGUAAGUGAAGAGUGCCUUUCCCUUAGUUUAUUUUUCUGUGAUAUGUUGGAGUACGUUUUGUUCUCUCAUUUUGUAUGGAAAAGUCUCCACUUACAGUAACAUUACGCCUAGAGCUUACUUAACUCUAAAGUAAAGAACCUACUGUGUUAUGUUACAACUGCACUCAGCAGUGACAGUAUAAUACUAUCUGCACAUGAUGGGUAGAGUUUUAAGAAGCUUAAGAAUAAAUUGUCUUACAUUAUUUUAUUGUUUCUUCAAAAACUUACAUAGUAUCCAAGCUUUGUCUAGAAAGCCAAACUCCUAAUUUAACAACAUGAGAAGGAAAAUAACUCCUAUAGUUUUAUUCUUUUGAUGUCUUCGCUUCUAAAAUCAGUUCUGCAAAUAAAGGAAAGAAAUGUU